GCCUAUCAAGCAUCUCCCCAGCGGCUACCACCCCAGCUUUAAGUGCAACAUUUAUUACCGCUCAGUUAAACAUCUAAGUUCCAGUCUCCAAACCAUACGGGCUCAUUGCUUUAUAUUCCCCCAAGUGCAUCCUGGCAUAAGGCUGCAGUACUUCUCCUUGGACACAAGAGGGGGUUCAUAUCCUGGCCUCUGAAGUAAUAGCUACUCCUCCAAGAACUUUCCAAAGACUUCCAGCUACAGUUCCCAUCUCAGGACCCAGUAGAGUUGCUGGGUGUCUCCACAAAGCAUCUUCUGAGCUCUGCUCCUUGGUUAAAGGUGGCUGAGGACUCCAGGAAGAGCUGACAGCUUCUCCAGCCACAGGCCUUGCCUAGGGUCACCCCCCACGGCUCCCACAGUUUUUAGAGAAUGCUGGGACUCACCUAUUGAAUUGUCUGUCUUCAAGAAGGGAACCUUAUUUUGCAAGUCUGUGCAAGGAAGGCAAGACCAGCAGGUCUGCAAAGAUAUAGACAGAGACCACUGGAUCGCUGUUUCUGCUUGGGAUCCUUCCUGGAUCUGCCUGGCUUUGGAAGAAUUGCCUAUGUAAGCAAGUGAUCUCCAACCUCCACUCUGCUCAUUGCUGUGACAGUAGCUAUCUCUGUUCCUGCCAUGGCUCACUCUGGAAACUAAAGGGAUCCCUCUGGUCUGCAGAAGACAGACACCCACAGCAAGACCCAAUGGAGAAUAAAGGGAUGUAUUUGCACAGCUUUGGGGAUCGGGAGAACGGCUCCAUCUUUGAAGAGACUUUCGAGGGCAGGAGCUUGUCCAAAUUGAAUCUAUGUGAAGAUGGUCCUGGAAGUAAGAGGAGAUCAGGGAACUGCUGUGCCCAGCUUGGAUCCUUGACCAUGUUGAAGUAUGCUGUCGUGGGCCUCUAUCUGCUGGUCUUCCUGAUUCUUGUGGGCAUCUUCAUCAUGGCAGGCAAGAUCUCUCGGACCCAGAGCUCUCCAGACGACCUGAAAGCCCUCACCUGGAAUGUGAACCGCCUGAAUGAGAGUUUCCGGGACUUGCAGCUAAGGCUCCUGCAGCUCCCACUCCGGGGGGACAUGAUGGAGCACAUCUGGAAGCUUCAGGAUUUGUUCCAGAACCACUCGGAUUCCCUGCGCCUGCUGAUGAGCUCCCUGCAGAGGCUGGAGGGCAGCGUGUGGAGCCUGGAGAUGCAGGCCGGCCAGACGGAGCAGAGCGUCUCCCUCCUGCGGGACAGUAGCAGCCAGCAGCACGAGGCGGCCCAGAUGCAGCUCUACCAGCUGCAGGUGGAGCACAACAGCAGCCAGCUGCUGCUGCAGCACCACGCGCGGCUCCUGUCCGAGCUGGCCGCCAGGGCCAGCAGUCUGGGAGAGGAGCUGGCCGAAAUGACCGGGGCGCUGGGCGGCAUCAACCAGAGCCUCUCCUACGACGUGAGCAUCCACCACACCCAGCUCCGCGACCUGCAGGUGCUGGUGAGCAACGCCAGCGAGGAUUCCCGGCGCAUGCGCAGGGUGCACAUGGGCAUGGAGCUGCAGCUCCGCCAGGAGCUCGCCAUUCUCAACAAUGUCACGGAGGAGCUGAGACUCAAGGACUGGGAGCAUUCGGUGGCUCUGAGGAACCUCACGCUUCUGAAAGGUCCCCCAGGACCCAAAGGUGAUCCAGGGAAUGAAGGAAGAGGAGGAACACCAGGUGCUCCUGGUUUGCCUGGACCAAGAGGUCUUACAGGUGAGAGAGGCUCUCCUGGGCUGCCUGGCCUGAAAGGAGAUGAUGGGGCAUUGGGAGCCCCAGGACCCAUGGGAAUGCGUGGAUACAAAGGUGAAAGGGGUCCUAGAGGAGAGAAAGGAGAAAAAGGAGAUCGAGCUGGUGACACAGGUAAGGAGUUUAUUGAUUUUAUCAUCUGAAUGAUACAGUGAUAC
Sarcophilus harrisii (Tasmanian devil) is the source of this 1916-nucleotide messenger RNA. Its product is annotated as scavenger receptor class A member 5. The record is from RefSeq and is a predicted model, not a curated record. The transcript has 7 exons. NCBI's taxonomy places the organism in Eukaryota, Metazoa, Chordata, Mammalia, Dasyuromorphia, Dasyuridae. The coding region runs from base 714 to 1901 and encodes 395 amino acids. Gene Ontology annotation, cellular component: collagen type IX trimer.